AUGGACUUGUCCUUGCUUCCUACUCCAGUGAGUGCGCACAACAGUCAGAGGGCAGGAGCACGCUUCACUGUACGACCAGCCAACUCUCCCUCUUACAGUUUUACUCGCAGGCUAGGUGUUAGAAAACCCAGGGAUUUUUCAGUGGAGGAGAGGGAGAGCGCGGAGGAAGCUGGAGAAAGAGAGACAUAUAGGAAAAAUAUUUGCACAAAUGGUGCAAACAAGAAGGAUGACACAGUCAUUGGAUAUCAAACCAGGACAGACACCAGUGACAAAGGUCAGUGUGAGUCCUUGGUGAAGGAAACAUCAGGCUACAAACUGCCUACCAUGCUGUACCAGAAUGGCACUGCAGACAAAAACAUCAUAGACUUUGGCGUUGACAGAAGUCAUAACCCUGCAUCUGAAAGUCAGGGAAAGACAGAGUGGAGAGGGUAUGACCUGGCAAGUAGAAGUAAGAGUUUAGAUUGGAGGACAAGGCCAAGAAGCCCUGACGGACCACCUGACAUGUCAUGCAAACAAGGAGGGGACAUCAGUAAACAGGGCAGGAUAGUGAGUUAUAUGACCCAGACUUCGGACAGGGUCAGGAGGGAUAAUUCACUCCCUUCCAGGCUGAGGCCACAGUCUGGUCCUGGCUCUGGUUUCAAAGAGACAGCUUCAUCUCUGCCCAAAGGAGGCCAGAGUAUAUCAGAGCGGAUAGAGAAACUCUAUGGGUCUGCUGGUUUUAGUCAAACAGAGGAUUACAGCAAAAUUAGGGACUUCUCAACCUCUGUGAGAGACUGGUGUGAAAGGGAGGGACAAGCCUCAAUGUCCCAUUGCAAAGGAUCAACCCCAGAUUUCCACAUUUUAUCACAGCAGAGGUCAUAUGAGAAGGCAGCAGGAGGCACUUUCCCAAGGCGUUUCUCCUCAGUCGAGAAAAGCAGCACAAGUCCAGCGGAAAACAGGACAUCAUUCACCUGUACGACUCAAAAAGAGACCGCAGGUUUUGACCAUUCACUUUCUCCAAGGACAAGCAGGAACAAGGAGAGUACACAAGAAGGACAGCGGCAAGACCAGAUCCACGGCAGGUAUUCAGAGGAAGGCGGAGUUAACUGGAGUAGAGGGUUAGUGGAGACAGGCACAAUGUCUCUGGAUAGAGCCAGGAGCAGGUGCACUGUAGCAUCUCAGAUUAGAUCGAUGAGGGCUGCAGGAGGAAUUACUGCUCCUCCACAGUCAAACACUUCCUCAGAAGAAACUUCUUUUGGAGGUCCAUCUGAAAUCAGAAAGAGAAGAGCAAGUGGAAGUAAGAAUCUGGAAAGAGCAAACCAUGGAGAGGUAAAGGGUGAGACACUGAGAGAAAGAACUAGGGUAGAGGGUGGAGUAUUGAAGAGUAGUAAUGCUGAUGAAGAUGAUGAGGUGUUUGAUUCAAACCCACAGAGAAUCAGAAUGAAAACAGUGGAAAGGAAUACAUUUCCAGAGAAGCCAGCAGCCAGUGUGAGAAAUAAAAUAAAUCAAUUUGAGGCUCUGACACAGAGAUCCCAGGGCAUAGCAGCAGACAGGGCCCUGAUGACCAGACGGACCUUUUCUGUGCCUAUGCAACCCAGCAGGGGCCAAGAUGGAGUGAAGAAGAGUGCGUCAGCAAAAGCAAUAGGUGGACUGAAGAACAAGUGGGUGGGAUUAAGAGAGGGAGGGGAAAAAGCUGACGAGAAAGUGACAGGAAUAGGAAAGAAGCUCGGGUCAGAGAGGUCUUUAUCGGUAGAUGAGGUUGGACUAAGAUUAGGGAAUAAAGAGAAUGGAGGGAAUCAUUUGGCAGAGACGGAAGGAAAAAGUUCAGACAGUGGUAAUAACUGGACUAAUGAUUUUGGUAAAUAUUCAGAACUCAAGCAUACAUUAGAAAUCCCCUUAAAUGAAGGAGCUCAGCAACGUUGCAGAAACCUUUAUGUAGACGAAUCUGAUUUCUCCAAAGUCUCCAGCCCUGAGGAAAUGCGUAAUAAGGACAUGACGGACAACAAUGCAGCACCUGGGCUACUGUCUAACUCCAAAACGACACCCAGUGGGAUUACUCCACCUGUUAGUGAUGAUGACAAGACUCCAACAAACAACCCAAACCACUCGCCCUUUCUUUCACCACAAAAUGCCACUCCCAAUUCAGAGACUGAAAAUAAAAGUACUUCACUCCUCACACAAGCAACUAAAACUCACCCUGAAACAGACUCCACACCUCUCCUACGUCCCCCCACCACUUCCUCCCACAACAACCCCCAUGAUGUCAUCUCUCCAGAUGCCAGCACAGCCUAUCCAAAAGGGAAGAAACAGGUAUUUGACCUGGAUGCUUGGCUAGCUGGCUUAAACUCAAAGAUUAAGGUCUGGAAUGAUGACGAGGAUGAUUAUGAAGAUGAUGAUGAAAGUACGCAGAAGGAUGAAGAUUCAAACUAUGAUUCAGACUCCGGGGAGUCCUCGGUGACUGUCACCAGUAACAUGAGCCAGUCAGAUCGCAGGAGCUUCUGUGUCAGUCUUUCAGACCUGUGUAACUUUGCUGGAGUUGACUAUGAGUCAGAGAAUGACAGCGAUGAGGGGCAGUCAACAUACCAGCGGACUGCCUCGCUGAGCUCAGACGUGUCUGCACUGUCUUGUGUGUCUAUAAUGCCCAGUGAGGAGCUCGACAGGCUGCUGGAGGACGUCAGAGGUCUGGGAGACAACACCCUGCAGGACUAUAAUGACGUGCAGGUGGUGGUCCUCCAUAAGGAGGUGGGAGUGGGACUGGGCUUCAGUGUGGCAGGAGGCGUGGACCAGAACAAGCCAGUCACUGUCCACAAGGUGUUUCACUCAGGUGUGGCAGCGCAGGAAGGCUCCAUAAGCGAAGGGGACCAGGUCUUGUCGAUCAAUGGCACAGCGUUGUGUGAUUUCGCUCAUUGGGAGGCCCUGAGGGCCCUGAGACGAGCAAAAACUCGUGAGAUGGGGGUGGUGGUCUUGAGGAAGGGAGGUGUAAGCAACAUCUCAAAGGGGGAGGCACAGAUAAAUAAUCAGGGUCUAACACAGACUCAGAUCAGUGAGACAGUUCAGCGUGUGUGUGUACAUCUGGUGAAGAACAGCAGGGAUCUUGGCUUCAGCCUAGAGGGAGGUGUAGGUUCUCGUCUUGGGAACAGACCUCUCUCCAUACAGAAGAUCUUCCAGGGAGGUCCAUUUGAUAAGGUUUUUCCUGGCGAUGAGGUGGUAGAGAUUGAUGGUAUAAACGUGGUGGGGAUGAGACGCCUGGAGGCCUGGACUCUGAUCAGACAACUUCCUCCUGGGCCUGUAGAUGUGGUAUUAUGCCGACCUAUUACACAUCUGGAAACAUGAGCAUUAUUGAAGUGCUUUGUGCACAGUGAAGUUCAGGGAAUGAUGAAAUGACAGAAAAGAAACUAAAAGCCAUCCAUGAGAGAGAGACUAACUUGCAAUUAACUGUACUAUUUGAGUAUAAUGGCAUUCACACAAUUAAUUUGUAGUUAUAGCCAUUAUAACAAAGCUCUAAAGGGAAAAAAACAUAAUCCUAGAGACCAGGUCAAAGCUGUGUAUCACUUGUGAAUUACAGAUAUUCAGCUCUCUUUAUAUAUUUUAAGGACUGGAUCUACCUCAAGAACUGAGAUAUUUCUGCACCAGCCAAAAUAAAAAUGCACUGAUGGCUCAUACAUUUGUGAAGUCUUGCAGAUAUUGUAACAGAUAGUUUUUUCACUUAAAAGCUUGUAAUGUGGCACCUGUAUAUGAAACAUGAAAAACAUUGUCAUGUUAUAAUAUAUUGUGAAAAUAUGCUAACUGCAUUUAGAGUUUGUAAUGCUUUUUAA
Scomber japonicus (chub mackerel) is the source of this 3794-nucleotide messenger RNA. RefSeq lists its product as uncharacterized. The transcript has 6 exons. The record is from RefSeq and is a predicted model, not a curated record. Gene Ontology annotation, biological process: induction of positive chemotaxis; leukocyte chemotaxis. Gene Ontology annotation, molecular function: CD4 receptor binding; cytokine activity. The coding region runs from base 1 to 3312 and encodes 1103 amino acids. NCBI's taxonomy places the organism in Eukaryota, Metazoa, Chordata, Actinopteri, Scombriformes, Scombridae.